Molecule: messenger RNA, 534 nt
Organism: Morus notabilis
Lineage: Eukaryota; Viridiplantae; Streptophyta; Magnoliopsida; Rosales; Moraceae
Exons: 1
Coding region: 1-534 (177 amino acids)
Source: RefSeq, a predicted model, not a curated record
AUGAAUGAUGUUUUCAAGCCUUAUCUGCGUAAAUUCGUGUUGGUGUUUUUUGAUGACAUCCUCAUUUAUAGUCCGAGCAUUGAAGUGCAUGUGGACCACUUGCGAACUGUUAUGACAGCACUGUCCCAGCACCAACUCUACACCAACGCUAAUAAGUUCUUUUUUGGACAGCGACGGAUUGAAUACUUAGGCCAUAUCAUCUUGGAGCAUGGGGUGGCGGCGGAUGAUACUAAAAUUGCUGCCAUGGUUAAUUGGCCAGUACCUAGAUCACUCAAAGUGUUGAUGGGGUUCCUAGGCUUGACUGGGUAUUACAUGAAAUUUGUCGAGGGCUAUGGGCGAAUAGCUUGGCCGUUGACCGAACAGCUUCGCAAGGACAACUUUGGGUGGAAUCUAGCAACUGAGGAGGCUUUCCAAUGCUUGAAACAAGCCAUGAUCAAUAUGCCCGUGUUGGCCCUACCGGAUUUUUCGAAGGCCUUCGUCAUUGAGACGAAUGCUUCGAGCCACGGUUUGGGUGCCGUACUGAUGCAAGAGUAG